Messenger RNA from Microplitis demolitor, 1815 nucleotides. Its product is annotated as histone H2A. Gene Ontology annotation, molecular function: structural constituent of chromatin; DNA binding; protein heterodimerization activity. The record is from RefSeq and is a predicted model, not a curated record. Lineage: Eukaryota; Metazoa; Arthropoda; Insecta; Hymenoptera; Braconidae. Gene Ontology annotation, cellular component: nucleosome. Bases 42 to 419 code for a protein of 125 amino acids. The transcript has a single exon.
UUCAUUUGUGUUUACUACCGUUAACUUAUAAACUUAUCAUCAUGUCUGGUCGUGGUAAAGGAGGAAAGGCAAAGGGCAAGUCAAAGACCCGUUCAAGCCGUGCUGGACUCCAGUUUCCAGUUGGUCGUAUCCAUCGUAUGUUGCGCAAAGGCAACUACGCAGAACGUGUUGGUGCUGGAGCUCCAGUCUACCUCGCAGCUGUCAUGGAAUAUCUGGCUGCUGAAGUUCUCGAGUUGGCAGGCAACGCCGCCCGUGACAACAAGAAGACUCGUAUCAUCCCACGUCAUCUCCAACUGGCCAUCCGUAACGAUGAAGAAUUGAACAAACUUCUCUCAGGAGUCACCAUCGCUCAAGGUGGAGUUCUGCCCAACAUUCAAGCUGUCUUGUUGCCAAAGAAGACCGAGAAAAGCAGUUCCUAAAUUGCACAUAAACUCAAAUAAAAACCAAACGGCCCUUUUCAGGGCCAAACAAAUUUUUCAAAACGUAAAAUACUCUUUGGGAUUAUUUAGAUGUAGUUUAAGAUAUUGAUGACUCACAAGCCCUCACUAAUUACAAUUAGUAAAUGAGCUAUUAAACAUUUCGAUAUCCUCCAUUUAAAUUUUUAUAAUUUUACUAAUCUCUUUAGACAAAUUACCCAUUGCUACAAUACAGCUUUUUGAUUUAAAAGUAUUUUAACCCAUUGGUCAAUUAUAAAUUUCAACUCUGCCAUAAAAUUCCAUCCUACUUCAUAUUUUCACCAGCAUUAUUUAAACUAAGUAUUUUAAAAACUUUAAGUAGUUGCUUCAAAAAUAUUGAACUGUCUCAGUAAAUUUGAAAUUAAUAAAUAAAAACAGCAACUAUUACCAUAAAAAAUUAGUAGAGCAUAAGGUGGAAUACUUAUAUUUGUUAAAAUAAGAGUCGAAUAAUAGAAUUAUAUACAGUACUUAGUAAUUAUAUGUGUUGCCAUUGAUAAUUUGCAGACCCUGAUAAAACUCAUGGUAUAUUCAUUCUAUUGAAAGUAGUCUUGGGUAGUUCGCGAACGACCUAGGUCGGAAGAGCGCUCCUUUAGGUGAACUAUGCGAACUAGUUCGUCGAUGAUCUCGCUCUUAGUUCUUUUUAUAUUUUUUUUAGCGUCGGUUUAACUAGACACUGGCGCUAUGUGACCAACCGAGUUUUUUACUCUUUCUGUGCGCGCCUUGAUAUUGCGAGAGACUAUUUUUAUAUAUUAGAUCAUUACUCAACGAGACUAGCUGUUGACUAAUGAUUAAUAUAAAUUAUUGAAUUUUUUCAUUUUUACUUAAGUAAAAGAUUUGAUGUGCUAUAAAAAAAUGUCAACUUUAAUUGUAAUAAUUAGCAUUUUUUAAGUAUUGUAAUAUAAUUACGCAUUAUACUAGAAACGAGACUAGCUGUUGACUAAUUAUUAAUAUAAAUUCUUUUAUUUUUUCAUUCUUAUUUAAAUAAAAAAUUUUAUGUUCCAUAAAUAAACAGAACCAGCAUUAAUCAUAAAUAUAUUUUUUUUUCUAUUUAUUGUUUUUAUUAAAUUAUUUAAACAAAAGAACUAAUGAACUAAAAGAACGAACUAGUUCGCCAUUGGAUUAUGAACUAAAUUGAGCGCUCUCAGUGGUGACCGAUUAGGCCCAAGACUAAUUGAAAGGCGCAGGGAUUAACAACUUCUUAUUCAAAAAUUAACGAUACGAUUAACUUAAUGCUUGAUGCAUCGAUAGCAGAUUAAAUUAUUUUAUCCUAGGAAUAGUAAGUAAAAAAUGAGACAAAAUAAGAUGAAGUAUGAGUACUAGGUAAUCGGGAGCUCAUGUUAAAAUUAAAUAAAGAACUCGA